Molecule: messenger RNA, 1268 nt
Organism: Rubroshorea leprosula
Lineage: Eukaryota; Viridiplantae; Streptophyta; Magnoliopsida; Malvales; Dipterocarpaceae
Source: the annotation of a GenBank genome assembly
CGCUGCAAAUUCCAAGCAGUGUCCGCCAUAUAUGUUUCGUUUAAACCAUUGAAAUAACUGAUCAUUUUCCCUUCCUCUCCAUCAUAGCUCCCUGCAAAGACCUAUGGUGGAGAGUGUGCUGAUCUAAUACUCCCAUGGGUACGAAUUCCGAGGAGUCUAUUCUGCUUCAUGGUGAUCUAGAGAAUCAUUGCAGCGAGAGCCUUAGGCAAGUCGGCGAGCACUUCAAUAUUCUUCUUGCACAUCCCGUAGUCGACCUCGAACUCAAAAUUAAAGAGGGUUCAAAAGUCCGUGGUGGGAAAGGCAUCAAGGGUACCGUUAAGAUUCCGGCUAGGAGAAUCAUCACCGGUGAGAUAAUCAGAGAAUGGUAUCCGGUGGAACAUGUCAAGGGAGAUCGAUGCAAGAAUUUGGAUCUUGAUAUUGAGAUGAAAUUCACGCCAUGCGAUCAAAAUCCACUUUAUGAUCAAGGCAUCGCCGGCGAUCCAGAACAGGCCGGCAUGAGGAACACGUAUUUCCCAUUGAGGGAAGGGAAUAAGGUGAAGCUGUACCAAGACGCUCAUGUGCCUGAAGAAAUGUCGCGUGAAAUUGAACUGCUUGUUAGAGAGCCGACCCGACCAUUGCCUCGAGGUGGGGAUUUGACGCUUGGUGAAUUGCUGAAGUCCAAAUCAGAAGAACGGGUUCAAGUUGUGGUGUUGAUAUGGGAUGAUAAAACUUCAUAUGAUAUAUUUGGGAUCGAAAUGAGAGGAGUGAUGCGGACGCAUGAUGAAGAAACGAGAAAAUUUUUCGAGGAUUCAUCUGUUAUUUGUAAGCUGGUUCAUCGUCAGGCAAGCAAGUCUCAUAAUUUUUUUACACGAGCUUCAUUGUGUUCGCCUUAUAACUUGUUUCAGAAUUUGAAAAUUCUUCAUAAGAACUAAGAAACGUUUGGAAGUUACUUCUGUGGUGGUUUUGCACAGCGCAAUGGGAUCAUAUUCUCAAAUCAUCAAAAAUAUGUUCUAGUCGACACACAGGCAGCUGACCAUAGUCGAAGGAUAACUGCAUUCCUAGGCGGUCUUGAUCUCUGUAAGGGUCGUUAUGAUACACUUGAGCAUCCGUUGUUUCGUGGCCUUGCCACCAUUUUUAAGGAUGAUUUUCAUAAUCCUACAUUUCCUGUGAGUAAUUCCUAUCUUUGAAUUUAUUUUAUGCACUCUGCUAUAGAAAAUGACCUUCCUACGUUCUAGUAUUUUUUUUGGUCGAUUCCUAAGUUCUAGUAUUAGUAAAGCAUCUUAUAGAAU